Mizuhopecten yessoensis (Yesso scallop) is the source of this 2459-nucleotide messenger RNA. RefSeq lists its product as uncharacterized. Gene Ontology annotation, biological process: regulation of gene expression. Gene Ontology annotation, molecular function: RNA binding. The coding region runs from base 270 to 2210 and encodes 646 amino acids. The record is from RefSeq and is a predicted model, not a curated record. The transcript has 7 exons. Gene Ontology annotation, cellular component: nucleoplasm. Lineage: Eukaryota; Metazoa; Mollusca; Bivalvia; Pectinida; Pectinidae.
AAAAUAUCCUUGUGUUGUGUAUGUCCAGCAGGUCACGGAAGUUACGAGAUCUAUAUAAGAUAAAAUGGCUGCGCGGAAAUACAUGUUGACGGAAUGCGGGAGAUUUGUAUCACCCGCUCGGGCCGGGUGAUAAGUUGGUCGCGGGUGAUAAGUUAAUUUUGCGUGUGUGGAUGCAUAUGCAGGUCAUUUAGCAGGUAUGCACGUGACAUGAGAUAGACAAUCAAAGUCGAAGCAGAAUGGGCCAGACUUAGGCCUAGAAGAUAUAGAAUAUGGCUAGCGACAACUUCAGAGAAAAUUUAAAGCCGUAUUGUAUAGCUGUUGAAGGGUUUCCGGCGGACACAAAUGAAAGCCAAGUGAGACUUGUGUUUAAAAAUUGCCUGAAAGCAGAAAGUAUAGCCGCGGGUGCCCAAAUCCAACAAACAAAAUGGCUGAUGUUAUUCCAUGAUGGAGCUGAAGUUGAUGCAUUGCUGAAAAGUGGUAGAAUUCAAUUACAAAAUGGUGUACUUGAGAUCAGUCCUUGUGUUCCCUGUGACAUUCCAACGUCAUGGGAAAAGGUAGACCUACAGGAAGGAGAGGAGGAUGAGGAUGAGGAGGAGACUGAACAGCUAGGGAUGAUCAAGGUUACACAGGUAUCUCCCAAGACCACAGAGGACACCCUAACCCUCUUUUUUGAGAGCAGAAAAAGGACCGGAGGAGGGGAUAUCAAGGAAAUGGACUUCAGGAAAGAGUCUGCUACAGCUAUUAUAACAUUCAAAGACCCUGCAGUGGUUAAACGUGUCCUACAGAAGCUACCAUUUCUGUUAGAUAAAAAGCAGAUCAAAGUGGAGCUAUUUGUCCCAGAGAGUUGCAAUUCAGGAGCUAUGGGUAAAGACAGCAGUGAGGAAGAAACCAGUGAUAAAGAAGAAACUAAACCGUCCUGUACCAUAGAGGUGCGGGGCAUGAAGGAAACCACCAGCAUAGACACAAUUGAACUUUAUUUUGAAAGCAAGAAGGCCGCAGGAAAACCUUUUGAUAUUGUGAAGCUCGAUGAUUCAGAAAGGGAAGAGGGUGUCAUCUACAUUACAUAUGAAACUGAAGACGUGGUGAGAGCUGUGGUGGAAAGAGAACACAAACUGGAGGGGGUCAAAUUGGAAGUGAAACAGUACAUCCCACCGCCACCACCAAAACCACGCCCUCUGUAUCCUGAUAAGGUGCUCAUAAAGGGAAAGAAUCCAGACACAACACAAGAUGGACUAGAAAAUUUCCUGGAGUUAAAGGCUAAUGUGACGCCAACACAUUAUUUACCUGGAGAAGAGGAGGACACUGUACUUGUGACAUUUGAAAAACCACCAGAUUUUGAAAAACUGGAACUUGCUUGUAAGAAGAAAGCAUUGGAUAAGCAUUUCCUGAAGGUGUUCCGAGUGCCGGUAUCUAAUUGUAUCCUUGUAAAAGGGGCUGGAGAUAAAACAAGCCUCAUGAGUACACUACUGGAGUUAUACUUUGAAAACACCCGUAGGAGUGGAGGGAGUGACGUGACAGAGGUCAAGGACCAGGGGGAUGGGUCCUACCUUGUCUACUUUAAAGAUCACACAGUGAUUGACGGUGUCUGUGGGCGCUCCCAUACUGUGGAUAACCAUACCCUUGAUGUGAAACUUUACCAUGAGCUGAUAAGGGACUCUGGAGAAGAUGGACCAAAAUUUAAGGUUCCAGAUGUCUUGGUUAUCACUGAUCUAGAUCCAAGGAAGAUCCAAUUUGUUCAGUAUUCUCAACCAAACAAAGAUGGUAUAGAAAAACAGUUAACUGCACAACAUACAAAAAUUAUUUGGCCAGAAAAGCUUGCCGAUCCAGUUAAACUUGUAUGUCUGUUGACCAAAGAUGUAAAAGAUUGUCGGAAUUUGGCCAAAGCAUGGACGCAGACAGCACGGAAAAGUCUGGACAUGUUUCUGGAUGUCCUACUUGUCUUCAAACAUCAGAUUCUCCAGGACGCUUGGGAUGGUGUAAUGGCACAGCUUAAGAAUAUGAACAUAUCUCACCCUGAUGAUGUUGUAGUAGCCUUGGAAACAGUCCGUUUUGAAAUUUUCGUCAUGGGGCACAAGAAGUUUGCAACAGAACUUUCUCAAAGUUUGGAAAAAAUCAUUGGAGAGAUUGCUGAUGAGUUAGAUAGAAAGAAGAAACAAGUUAAAGAAACAACUUCACUAAUGAAACAUCACCAAUGCAAGUUGUCAUGUUGAGCCUUACACGUUUCACUGACACAAUGGAGAAGAAAUAUCCCGGGAUGAAAGUCACAUUAGAUUUUAAGGCCAGAACAGUAACAUAUGAAGGGUUGUAUGGAGAGGUGACCAGUGCAAAGUUGGAAAUGUAUGAAAUGAUCAAUGCUAUGGUGUCCAGUGAUGUGGGUGAUUUCAACAAGGGCAGGUAUGCUUACCUCCAAGACAUGGCGGUGAAACAGUAUGUUGCAGGAAAGAUGAAAGAGGACAAAA